AUGGCUCCAGUUCCCUCCUGGGCUUUGGUGGCAUUGUGCUUCAUCCUGCUGCUCCUGGUUCUCAGCUGCAGCUUCUGCGUCUGCAGGAAGUUUGUGUUUAAAAGGAAAAAGGAGAAAGCAGGGAAAGAGAAGAGCAGAAAGGACAGCUUCGACAUGGUGACUGUGAGAGAUGAAGGUCUUACUCAGAUUCCACGUCAUGAUCCCAAACCUCAGGAGAAACAGACGGAGUGUAAAGAGGAGGUGAAUCUGGGAAGACUUCAGUUUAGUUUAGACUACAGCUUCACCGAGAACUCGCUCAUGGUAGGAGUGAUUCAGGCAGAAGAUCUGGCUGCCAUGGACAUGAGCGGGACUUCAGAUCCGUACGUCAAGCUCUGUCUCCUCCCAGACAAGAAGAAGAAGUUUGAGACUAAAAUCCACAGAAAGACUCUGAACCCCACAUUCAACGAGAGUUUCACUUUUAAGGUUCCGUAUUCAGAGCUGGGAGGAAAAACUCUGCUCAUGACCGUGUAUGAUUUUGAUCGUUUCUCCAAACACGAUGCCAUCGGAGCCGUCAGAGUUCCCAUGAACCUCGUCGAUUUCAGUCACGUGACCGAGGAGUGGCGAGAACUGCAGAAGGCGGAACACGAGGAGCAGGAAAAGUUAGGUGAUGUCUGUCUGUCCCUGCGCUACGUCCCCACUGCCGGGAAACUCACCAUCGUCAUCCUGGAGGCCAAAAACCUCAAGAAAAUGGAUGUAGGUGGACUCUCAGAUCCGUAUGUGAAGAUCCACCUGAUACAGAACGGAAAGAGACUGAAGAAGAAGAAGACGACAAUAAAGAAAAACACCCUGAACCCGUACUACAAUGAAUCCUUCAGCUUCGAGGUUUCAUCUGAACAAAUUCAGAAAGUUCAGAUCGUAGUGACCGUGCUGGACUAUGAUAAGAUUGGUAAGAACGACACCAUCGGGAAGAUCCUGGUGGGAACGAACAGCUCGGGGACGGAGCAGCGGCACUGGGAGGACAUGCUGGCCAGUCCGAGGAGACCCAUCGCCCAGUGGCAUGCUCUGAAACCGGACGAGGACGUGGACGCAGAGCUGAAAAGAAAGUAAAGCUUGAUAUUGGAGUCGGAAUCAGCAGCAGCAGUGAUCAUUAAUCUGUAACUCUAAGCUCAGCUCUGAACUUUAUCCAGGUUUAUUGUGUAAAUGUAAUCAUUAAAGAAAAGCACAUAUGAACAAGUCAGGGUCUCUUCU
Hemibagrus wyckioides is the source of this 1227-nucleotide messenger RNA. RefSeq names its product synaptotagmin Ib (gene syt1b). Gene Ontology annotation, biological process: synaptic vesicle endocytosis; regulation of calcium ion-dependent exocytosis; calcium ion-regulated exocytosis of neurotransmitter. NCBI's taxonomy places the organism in Eukaryota, Metazoa, Chordata, Actinopteri, Siluriformes, Bagridae. Bases 1 to 1086 code for a protein of 361 amino acids. The record is from RefSeq and is a predicted model, not a curated record. Gene Ontology annotation, molecular function: calcium ion binding; syntaxin binding; clathrin binding. The transcript is spliced from 7 exons. Gene Ontology annotation, cellular component: axon; synaptic vesicle membrane; dense core granule.